AUGCCGAAGGGCAAGUCAGCGCGCAGGAGGGAAAAGAACGCGAAGAAGGCAAACGAGGGCAACCUUGCCAAAGCGCAGCGCGGCAAGGCGUCUGCAUUCUUGCCGCUGCCCAACGCCCCCAAAGCCGAUGACUUUAAGGAGCGCGUGCCGCGAUCCCUUCAGCGGAUCAUGGCCAUGCGGCAGGUGCUGGAGAAGCAGCAGCAGGAGAAACGCGAGAGGCAGCAGCAGAGGGAGCAGCAGAGGCAGCAGCAGGGGCAGCAGGGGCAGCAGCAGGGGCAGGUAAAGCAGCAGCAGCAGGGGCAGCAGCAGGGGCAGCAGCAGGGGCAGGUAAAGCAGCAGCAGGAGGGGCAGCAGCAGCGGCAGCAGCAGCAACAGCAUGGGAGUGCGGCAGCCGAAGGGGCGAAAACGGAUGCUUCGGUCACUGGCGGCAAGAGGCGGCACGACGCGGCGCCUGCUGGGGAGCGGCCACACGAGUGGCAGGCACAGGAGCAGAAGCUGCAGCACGGCGAUGAUGAUGGGCCUGCGAAAAAGAAGCGCAAGCAGCAGCAGCAGCAGCAGCAGCAGCAGCAGCAGCAGCAGCAGCAGCAGCAGGAGCAGCAGCAGCAGGGCGAUAAGGACGGCCAGCAGCGGCAGGGGCGGGGCGGGAAGGCUGCCGCCGCUGCUGCGGCCGCGCUGGGGCCCUUGUGGGAGCAGCCGCGGAAGCUGAAGCAGCGCAAGAAGGACUACCUCAAUCAGAAGAAGCUCAAAAAGAAGGGGAAGCUGCCGGCGCACUUGGUCGGAGUGCAUGAGAAGGAGCUUGCGCUGCGCGAUGAGGUCAAGUUUGGGGAGCGCGUGGACGCGCCACUGCAGGUGCAGCUCAAGCGCAAGCACUGGGCGGGCACGGCCGAGGACACUGAUAAGGCGCGCUGCACGCGCAUCUUCGAGCAGCAACUGGCUGCGGCGCAGAAGCGGGCGGCGGGCGGCGACGGGAAGGAGCAGCGGCAGCAGCAGCGGCGGCAGCAGCAGCAGCAAGGGCAAGGGCAGGGAGGGCAGCGGCAGCCGGCGAAGAAGCGCAAGCAGCAUUCGGCGGCUGACGAGAGCGUGCGGGCGGCGGUCAUCGACGCGUAUCGUGCGCGCCAUGGCACGCAGCCGCGCGAGGGCGCGGCGGACUUGUCCACGCUCAAGGGGUUGGUCGGCAGCGCCAAGGCGCCGUGA
Molecule: messenger RNA, 1194 nt
Organism: Monoraphidium neglectum
Lineage: Eukaryota; Viridiplantae; Chlorophyta; Chlorophyceae; Sphaeropleales; Selenastraceae
Exons: 5
Coding region: 1-1194 (397 amino acids)
Source: RefSeq, a predicted model, not a curated record